CCUAUUCUAUAGCAUCAUACUGUGAGUGUACUAGAAGCACUUUCUAAAUCUGGAACAGAACAAAGUAUUCCAACAACAAUGGAAACUGCAGUAGCCAUCUCUCUCACUCUGUUCAUACUCACAGGUCUCUGUGCUGGUCAGGGUCUGUUUCCACAAGGUUCUGUGAAUGGAGCAGAAGGAGGGACAGCGAUGUUCAUCACAAAUCUAAUCCCACCAGCCCAGCCGUUCAUAAAAAUAUCCUGGACUGUUGGUGGAGCCAACAUUAUAACCUCUCCUGGUGAUGACUCUAUAGGGCCUGGAUACGGAGACAGGAUCACUCUGAACAAAACUACUGGAUCUCUGGAGCUCAGGAAUCUGACCCUGGCUGACAGUGGAGAAUACAGAGUGUCUAUAACAACAGCUACAGCAGAAACAAUCAAUGGAUCAACUGAACUGGUUGUGUAUGAGAAUAUAUCUGAUGCCAACAUCACAGGACCAUCAAACAAUCUGUUUGCAGAUUGGAGCUCCGCCAACUUAACCUGUGAGGCUGCUGGUAACAUCACUACUAUACAAUGGACGAAGGAAGGUCAGCCUCUGUCUGCUGGUGGCAAUAUAUUAUUCUCAGAGGAAAACAGGAAAGUAUCCAUCAGUCCUGUGAAGAGACACGACAACGGUGAAUAUGUGUGUAAACUCACCAACCCUGCCAGCUCUGCUACUGCCUCCUAUAGAAUGAUAGUGAACUAUGGACCAGAGUCCAUGACCAUCCUGGGCCGACAUAUCGCUGAGGUGGAGUCAUUCACCCUUAUUUACUGCUCUGUUCAGUCUGUACCGCCUGCUACGUUCACCUGGUUGUUCAAUGGGCAGAAGACAGGUGUACAUGAAGCUGGAUACAUCAUAAGGAGCGUCAGCUACAACAACAGUGGGGACUACAGAUGUGAUGCUAGGAAUGAUCUCACUGAAAAUGUUGUCUCUAUGGGCCAUAGUCUGUCAGUUAAAGAUAAAACCCCUCCACCCCUAAGCCCAGAGGGAGCAGCAGGUAUAGCAGUCGCUGUGAUGUUGGUAGUGGUUGCUGUAGCUCUUGGUCUCUAUUUCGGCAUAACUCAUCAUCGGAACAAGAAAGGGAACAAUGAAGAGAAAGAUACAGACGCACUGAGCAGAUCAUCCCAGACAGAGGAUAUGUCCAUGUCCAGCACUGACAAAGGACGUGAGGGGCACGAACUGACUACCCAAAUCCAGGACAGAACCCAUGAUCGCAAGCAACCACAACCAGGCACCAGCCAUACUAUAGCCACCAGCCAUUCACCAGGAACUAAAGCUUCUACAGGUGUACACGAUUAUGAGUGCAUAGCAAUUAAGAAAACUGGAGCUCCAACACCACCUUCAAGAGGAAAGCUUCCUGCCAGACAAACCAACACUGACACUGGCUCCACCAUGUACUGUAAAAGUAUAAAUUGAGAGCAGCUGAUCUCAACUACAUAUCUUCAGUUGGCUCUGGACUUCACCCAUCAGGUUUUACACCUUAAUCAAGUAAACAUGGACACAACAAACGACUGGAUGACCAGCCAAGAAGACUAGACACUACUGUACUCCACCUCUGAUGAGACACUGGUCUUUGUCUAAUUGCUCAAUGUAAUAUAGACCAGGUAACAGUACACUGAGACACAAGGACAAAUUGUAUCCCCUUAAAUUACACACACCAGUUGAAGUCCUACUCAUUUGAAUUGACUUUCCCUGGUCAAACUGCCAUCCCUCAGACCAUAAUGACCUGUGUUACAUUAAAUGCCAUCAGGGGAGUUUUCAUAGAAACUUCCUACACUGAACCACAUUACACAUGUAACAGAUGUAACAUCGGGUUUUUUCCUCUGAAAGGAGGAAGUUUGAGUGCUCCUGCUAUGCUUGCUAGUGCACUAUAUAGGAUGCAGAAGAUUCACUGAAAUUCCAAUAAAAUAAUGGAAUUAAUGUUUUAUUCGUCUCAUGCACUGAACGAUGCAACAUGUAUGGAUUUUGUUAAUGACUCUGGAAUUGGGUGUAAUACAAAUAAUCUUGACCCUCACACUUUAUUUAGAAUAAUAUUAUACACCUAUUAUACACAUCUCAUGCAUUGUGAGUGUUAAAUGAGUAGAGUUGGAGUGGAUGAAAAUAUCAUAAACGAGUACAUCAACAACUUUUUAUUUAUCAUAGGUCUCUGAUCACUAUAGGGUCUUGUAAAUAUUUCUUAUUUUGUCUCACAGGAUUAACUGAAUAAUAAAGAAAUUAAU
Molecule: messenger RNA, 2237 nt
Organism: Oncorhynchus mykiss (rainbow trout)
Lineage: Eukaryota; Metazoa; Chordata; Actinopteri; Salmoniformes; Salmonidae
Product: cell adhesion molecule CEACAM6
Source: RefSeq, a predicted model, not a curated record